Molecule: messenger RNA, 1806 nt
Organism: Salvelinus namaycush (lake trout)
Lineage: Eukaryota; Metazoa; Chordata; Actinopteri; Salmoniformes; Salmonidae
Product: hydroxycarboxylic acid receptor 2-like
Exons: 1
Coding region: 552-1562 (336 amino acids)
Biological process (GO): G protein-coupled receptor signaling pathway
Cellular component (GO): membrane
Molecular function (GO): G protein-coupled receptor activity
Source: RefSeq, a predicted model, not a curated record
CUUCGACACAUCUGUGGUCAUUCUGUGGGCAAGGGGCAGGGUCAUCCACUCGUGCAUUUUACCAGUAAGUCUAUGGUCUAAUGAGUCUUCUCAAAUAAUCCAUUGUCCUAAAACAAUGAUAAAAAAUACAUUGGUACGGGUCAAGGUCUGAGAGUAGCUCACUUUGAAACAUCAUCAUUCGGAGUGUUUUCCGUUUCGUGCCUACUGAACAUGACCCUGUUUUGUGACCUUUAUUGUUUUCUGGGAACCCUUGAUGUCCCUUAUAUACCCAUGAGUAUAAUAUUUCCACCAGCAUAAUAGUUUUAUAAUGAAGCCAUAAUCCCUGGGCUGUUAGUGUACACACGCAGAGCCAUUUCCCUAUGGACAAAUAGCACCCCACAAGAGAGAACACACUCCAAGUUGUUGGCACUGGAAGAUCGUUUGCAUGAGCACAAACAAUAAAAUCCCUGAUCCCAGGAGGUGCGUAGUACACCCUAUCUGCAGGUUGAAUCUUCAGAGGGGGGAAAAGUUGCACACAGACGCUCUCUAGUCCGUAGCGUAUCGUUUGACCCAUGGCGAACUUCACUACUAUGGAUGACAACUGCUGCGCCUUCGAAUCUCCCAUUCUGGACCUGGUCCUGCCUCCUAUCCUAGUGCUGGAGUUCAUGUUUGGGCUGAUGGGGAACAUUGUGGCUUUGUGGAUGUUUAUCUUCCACAUGGACACCUGGAAGCCCAACUCUGUCUACCUCGCACACCUUGCCGUGGCUGACUCCAUCGUCCUGUUCUGUCUGCCCUUCAGAGCCGACUACUACAGACGUGGCAAACACUGGAUUCAUGGUGAUGUCCUGUGCCGGCUUAUGCUGUUCCUGUUGGCGGCCAACCGUGCCGCUGGCAUCUUCUUCCUUACUGCGGUGGCCGUAGACCGUUACUUCAAGAUCGUUCACCCUAUGAACAAGAUCAACCGGAUGGGCCUGAACUAUGCUCUGUGGGUGUCUCUGGGCCUGUGGGGCCUGAUCAUCGCUGCAACCGGGUACCUGCUGGCCAAUGAACACUUCUUCUACCGCAACAACCGGACGCAGUGCGAGAGCUUCAACAUCUGCAUGGGCUUCAGCCCGCUGUCUACGUGGCACAACACCUUCUACGUAAUCCAGUUCUUCCUGCCAACCACCAUCGUCACCUUCUGCACCAUCUGCAUAACCUGGCAGCUGAAGAGCAAGACGAUUGACACCGGAGGGAAGAUCAAGCGGGCGGUGCAGUUCGUCAUGGCCGUGGCACUCAUCUUCAUCAUUUGCUUCUUCCCCAGUACGGUGUCUCGGAUCGCUGUGUGGAUCCUCAAGGCCUGGUACAACGAAUGCCGGUAUUUCCAAGAGGCCAAUCUGGCAUUCUACACCUCUGUGUGUUUCACCUACUUCAACAGUGUGCUGAACCCCAUCGUAUACUACUUUUCCAGCCCGGCCUUCAACGGGACCUUCCUAAAGCUGUUCAACAGACUGCUGGGGAGGAAAGAGGAGGAGGAACAGUCAGCCUCGCCUGUGAAUGGGACCGGGAUCAGCAGUCCGAACACAGUAUCAGGGAGGAUCUGAAGUGGUAGUUAGUCACUUCUAACCACUGAUCCAGGAUCUGGGCCUGGGCAUGUACUCGCAAAGUGUCUCAGAGUAAGUCUUAUUCAUUGUGGUCUAAAAUACAAAACUGAUCCUAGAUCAGCACUCAUACGUUGAGACCCUUUGUGAAUAUGGACCCAGAAGUAUCUGACUGUGGUUAUUUCUACUCCUAGUGCAAGGUUCCCCAACUGGUGGCCCACAGGUGAAUUUAUUUGUCCCCCCAAGU